UGAGAUUAAAGUCAGAAUUCUGACUUUAAUCUCAGAAUUUUGAGGUGGGCACCUGCAGGCAUCCAUCUUCAGUGACAGGGAUGUGUCCAGGUGUGCAGGUGGAGACCUAAUUCACUAAACAUGGUGGAUAUAAGUGAUUUUUUGCGUGGCCGAGGGGUCCCCGAAGAUGCUGUUUUAUUAAUGGAAGAGCAGAAGAUUGACUGUGACGUCAUAGCACUGAUGGAUGACGCAACUUUGGCAAACUACAUUCCCUCGUACGGAGACCGAAUUGCCCUCUUCAAUUUCUGCAAAAGCAAGCAACCACUGUCAAAAAGAAAACUAGGACUUCUGCAAAAACUUCGUGAGAAAAUGAAAACCAGAAAAGAAAGUCCAAAGGAGAACACCUCACAUACAGAUGCAGGAAUAAGACAGACAAAGAAGCAAAAAGCAACACGAAAUGUUGAGAUAGGAUGGAUACAUAGUGAUGGAAAAGUAGCCAAACAGGUGAGAGCGAAGCAGGGAGGUGGCACUAGAAAAAUUCAAAUGGCCACUGAUGCUGGAUUAAAAGAUAUUCUUCAAGAAGGAAAGAAACUUUUUUUUCCUGAUGGCAUAUCUCCUAAGGGAUGUGAAACAGAUUUUGAGUUUGAGGUUUGGGACUUUAAACAGAACCACCUUACUGAUGAUACCUGCCAGUCUAUUGGCAAUAUGUAUGAGGCAGCGAGACUGACAAUGUUACGCUUCUACAUCGCAACAAAACCAAAAGAUCCUGAAGAAGAUGCCAGCGAGACAUCUGAAGUGGUGUUUGUCUCAGAAAGCAGUGGCAGUGAUAGUAAUCCAUUGCAAGUGGGGGAAGUCAGGGGUAAUUUUGAUGAAGUCAUCACUGGUUCAGAAAUUUCAGAUGAUCCAGAAAUAACUUUUGGGCCAAUUUUUGAUGCUGAAGAAGAUACAGAAGACACAUUAGUCUAUGAGGGUUUUCUUGUACCCCUCAGUCCACCUAAUUCAGAGAACGUAAUAACAAUCACCAUACGUCAUACUGACACUUUACGUGACAUGAUUACUGCUUUCUCUGAUGCAGAGAUUUUGAGAAAAACACUGAAUGUGAAGCGCAUACUUCCAGACAACACAGAAGAACCAGGCACUGGAUCAGGAAUACUAAGAGAUGUACUCACAUGCUUCUGGCAUGAAUUUUAUGAGCGAUGCACCCUAGGUGCAACAGUUAAAGUGCCAUUCAUUCGCCAUGAUUUUCCUGCUGAAAAAUGGAAGGCAGUUGGGCGAAUACUCUUGAAAGGUUAUGAAGAAUGUCAGUAUUUUCCAAAUAAACUUGCAAUCCCUUUUCUGGAGCAAGUGCUUUUCAAUGGUGUUUACAGUGAUCUUAAAGCACACUUUCUACAGUUUGUCAGCAGCCAAGAAUGUGAUGUUUUGAUGGAAGCAGUAAAAAAUUUCUCUGCAGUUGACUUGGAUGAUCUUGUGGAAGUUCUUGACAGCUAUGGCUGUAGAAAAAGAAUCACUGCUGAGACUCUUCCUACAAUCCUUGAUGAAAUAGCACACAAAGAACUUGUCCAAAAACCAAUGUUUGUUAUUGACUGCUGGAGGGAGAUCAUCAACCCCCAUAUCUCCCUCAGUCCGGAGGCACUGACCAAGUUAUUCUCUGAACUGCAACCAACUUCAAAAAAAGUGUGCCAGCUCCUGAAAUUUGCUGUGGAUUUGACUCCACAACAAAAAGAAGUGAAAAAUCAUCUCAAAAGAUUCAUCAGAGAGUUGGAUAACAUUAAACUUCAGAAAUUUAUGCGUUUCUGCACCGGAUCUGACCUUAUAGUAACAAACAGUAUUUAUGUGGAAUUUCAAGAUAUGACAGAGUUUACAAGAAGACCAGUCGGACACACGUGUGGGAAUGUUCUGCAGCUAGCUAACAGCUAUGAAAACUUCCCAGAUUUCCGUUCUGAAUUUAAUGCAGUUCUUGAAAGUAAUGUCUGGGUGAUGGACAUUGUUUAGACUCUCACAGCAAUGCGCUACAUUUGAACUGCUCAUUCACACUAGAGCAUAACUGUAAAGAGAUGUUAGGAAUAUGUAUUUUUAUGUAUUUUGAACUUAUACAGUAUACU
Messenger RNA from Oreochromis niloticus (Nile tilapia), 2081 nucleotides. RefSeq lists its product as uncharacterized. The transcript is spliced from 2 exons. The coding region runs from base 121 to 1971 and encodes 616 amino acids. Gene Ontology annotation, molecular function: ubiquitin-protein transferase activity. NCBI's taxonomy places the organism in Eukaryota, Metazoa, Chordata, Actinopteri, Cichliformes, Cichlidae. The record is from RefSeq and is a predicted model, not a curated record.